CCCUGCACACACCCCCCGCUCUCGCGAGAUUUGCUCUGCGGCGCGCGCGAGCGAGCGAGCGACAUGGCGACCGAGACGACGGCCGCGUCGGGCGAGGAGUCCUCGUCGGCUGAGGCGACGCGGCAGGCUCAGCCGCUCCCGCAGCAGGACUCGCUCGGGGUACUGGAUCCUCCUCCCCUGCCUGACACCGUCAGCGCCGAGGAGGAUGGCGCAGCCGACUCCGAGGUCGUGACGGCGCCGGGCAUCCCCGAAAGCGAUUCUCCCGCCCAGACGACUACGACGGAGGAGCCCAUGGAGACGGAGGCUGGGGCCGAGAAGUCCCCGGAGCAACCGGGCCAGAAUGCGGUGGAGGAGGACGGCCGUGAGGCCGACGAGGCCGGCGACGCCGCCGAAGUCGCCGUCCCCAGUGCCGCCAUGCCAGACGCCGACGGCGCUGGCGAGGAACAAGAGCCUGGCGGCGAGGCAGCGGCAGACGGCCCCGCCCAGGAGCCCGGUGCCGAUGCAGACGCUGACGGCGAGGGCAGCCCCUCUAAGCCGCAGUCCCUGCUGCCCCUGCCCCAGGCACCGGGCCUCCCGCUGACGGUGCAGCAGCUGACGAAGCAGGUGCCCAAGGCGCUGCUGCCCACGCCCAAGCUGUACGAGAACGCCAACGGCACGCCCGCGCCCGCCCAGCCGCCUCCUCCUCCGCCACCGCCCGUCAAACAGGGCCUGCCCGCUCUCACGCCUGCCCAGCAGGAGGCCCUGCAGAAGGCCAAGAAAUACGCCAUGGAACAGAGCAUCAAGACGGUGCUGGUGAAGCAGACUCUGGCUCACCAGCAACAGCAGCUCUCCAACCUGCAGCAAGCUGCCUCCUCCAUCUUCAUUUGUAGCGGCUUCAAUCGCGGAGGGGAGAGCCCAGGGCUCAUUAUGGCGGCACAGCGGCAGCGCGCCCUGGCCAUCAUGUGCCGCGUGUACGUGGGCUCCAUUUACUACGAGCUGGGGGAGGACACAAUACGCCAAGCCUUCGCUCCCUUUGGCCCCAUCAAGAGUAUCGACAUGAGCUUCGACCCCGUCACCAUGAAGCACAAGGGCUUUGCGUUUGUGGAGUACGACCUCCCCGAGGCGGCCCAGCUGGCGAUGGAGCAGAUGAACGGCAUCACGCUCGGGGGACGGAGCAUCAAGGUGGCCUCCGCGAGCCCGCUGCACGGUCCAAGCUCCGCCGCAGCCGGUCAGGUGGGGCGGCCCAGCAAUAUCGGGCAGGCACAGCCUAUCAUCGACCAGCUGGCGGAGGAGGCCAAGACGCACAACCGCAUCUACGUGGCCUCCGUGCACCCCGACCUGUCGGACGACGACAUCAAGAGCGUGUUUGAGGCGUUUGGCAAGAUCACCAUGUGCACGUUGGCGCGUGAUCCCGUGCUGGGCAAGCACAAGGGGUACGGCUUCAUCGAAUACGAGCGCUAUCAGUCGGCCCAGGAUGCCGUGGCCUCCAUGAACCUGUUCGACCUGGGAGGCCAGUACCUGCGCGUGGGCCGUGCCGUUACUCCGCCCAACGCCCUCGCCUCCAUGGCCGCCAUGUCGGCCGCGGGAGGGCUUCCCCCGGCAGCCGCGGUCGCCGCCGCCGCCGCCACUGCCAAGAUUACCGCGCAGGAGGCGGUAGCCGGCGCGGCGUACGGCGCCCUCUCGAACCCGGCGGCUGCCGCCCUGGCGGCGGCACAGGGCCUGGCACAGGGGCUGGCGCAGGGGCUGGUUCCGCCUGCCGUGACGGCCCAGAGCAUCGCGCAGGGCCUCAUGACGCCGGCCGUGACGGCGCAGAGCCUCGCGCAGGGGCUGGUGUCGCCAGCUGCCGCCGCGCUGGGGCUCGCGCAGCCGCUGGGAAACCUCCCGCAGGCCGUGAUGGCGGCGCAGGCGCCAGGGCUCAUUACAGGAGUGACCCCUCUGAGGCCGCAGAUGCAGCUAGGGAUGGGCAUCCCGCAGGUGGGGCUGGUCAACCCCGUGCUGUCCACUCCUCCGCCGGGCGCCGGCGGCUCGGGCGACAUGCCCCGCGGCGCCAUCAACAUGGGCGGCAUCAACAUGGGCAACCUGGGCAUGAACAUGGGCGGGCUCGCGGGCAUGGGCGGGCCUGGCCUGGGCAUGAUGAACAUGGGCGGCAUGGCCGGACUGGCGGCGGCGGCGGCCGCUGCGGCGACGCGCAAGGAGGGAGGCGCCGCCGCCGCUGCUGCGGCCGCCGCGGCCGCGGGCGACGGGAAAGAGGCAGCUCCCGAAAAGACGGAGACGCUGAGCGAGCAGGAGCACAUGACCAUCUCGGGCAGCAGCGCACGCCACAUGGUCAUGCAGAAGCUGCUGCGCAAGCAGGAGUCGCGCGUCAUGGUCCUGCGCAACAUGGUCGGGCCCGAGGACAUCGACGACGACCUGGAGGGCGAGGUGACGGAGGAAUGCGGCAAGUACGGCGCCGUGAGCCGCGUCGUCAUCUACCAGGAGCGCCAGGGCGAGGAGGACGACGCCGACGUCAUCGUCAAGAUCUUCGUCGAGUUCUCGGAGACGGCGGAGAGCGAGCGCGCCAUCCAGGCCCUCAACGGCCGCUGGUUCGGCGGGCGCAAGGUGUCGGCCGAGAUCUACGAGCAGGAGCGGUUCAACACCAGCGACCUCUCGGCGUGAGCGGGGGGUGGGGGGAGGGAGGGUGCCGGUGGGGGGGAGAAGUGGGAGGGGAGAGUGAGGGCGUGGGGGGGGGGGGUUUGUGGGUGGUGAGUGAGGGUGGCUUGACGCGGUGAGGCCUGUAAACGGUUCGGGGUCCUCGCCACCCGUACCCCCCACCCGAUUACCCCCCCCCCCCUUCUCCCACGGCAGCUUCCACGAUUCAAUUUGAGAAUGGGAGAAUCCGGUUACCCUCGGAGCAGUGUGGUGCGUUACGUAGCACCCCUCGUGGUGGCCACGGGGUUCCCGCUAACCCAACGCAGACGCAAGUCGGCGUUGUGUCCCCGCGUGCGCCACGCAGCAACGCGCGGGGGCCGUGAGCGUCCACACUCAUCCGGCCGCUUGGUCCUCCCUCCUCAUUGUCGUGGAUUGAGCCACUGCCUCCUCCCCCCCCCCCCUCUCUCUCCUCCACCCUUGUCCACCCCCAGAGACCCCUCUUGUAUUUUUGUAGGGAACCGCCUUCCUCCCCGUUGCUUGUAAAUGCUCGUUGCUUUUGUUUGCUCCGUGUGGGCAACGCUCCCUUCCCGGGCGGCUCGAUGCCGUGGCUCUACCGUGGAGCCUCUGGGUGGUGGCUCUGCCCUCGAGGCUUUGCCGUGGCAAGUCGAGGUCGUGUUUUUCCACGGCUCGUUCUCUGGGCGGUGGGAGGCAGGAGUGAGGUUGAGGGGGGGAGUGUGGGGGGCAAGAUGAGCGUAGCCCACACUUCCCUGACCCCCCAUCACUGCAUCCCGUGCCACUGCUGCCCACGAGGUGGCCGCAUGGAGGCAGCACCACGGGCGCCGGCGGGUACGCGGGCGCGUGAGCGUGUGCGCACACUAAUGUGAGUACGUGGAGUGUGAGCUAAUACGUGGAGUGUGAGCUAGUACGCGGGUGUAACCGGGCGCCCGCGCGAAUUCGACUUUGCGGAGUGAGUGAGUACGCGGGUGUGAGUGAGUGAGUACACGGGUGUGAGUGAGUACGCGCGGGUGUGCGAGUCAGUACGGGGGUGUGUGAAAGUUGGCCCACGCGGGGUUGAGCGAGUACGCGGGUGUGAGUGAGUACGCGGGUGUGUGAGUCAGUAUGCGGGUGUGUCAAUCAGUACGGGGGGUGUGUGCGAGUUGGCCCGCGUGGGUGUGUGAGUGAGUACGCGCGCGCUGUUGCUACCGUUGCCGUUGCGACGUGCCGUGCGGGUUGAGCGUGUGUUUAUACCGCGUGUCCGCACGAUGUAGUCCUUGGGUUUGCAGCGAGUUGACUGUCCUCCUUCAUUCCAGAAUGGGCCUGACGAAUGCAUUGUUGUGCGUGACAUCACCGCGUUUUUUGUUCAUACAGUUUCAAAUAAACAGGGGGAAAAGAAA
Lethenteron reissneri (Far Eastern brook lamprey) is the source of this 4001-nucleotide messenger RNA. It is a transcript of the gene PUF60, whose product is annotated as poly(U) binding splicing factor 60. NCBI's taxonomy places the organism in Eukaryota, Metazoa, Chordata, Hyperoartia, Petromyzontiformes, Petromyzontidae. The record is from RefSeq and is a predicted model, not a curated record. Gene Ontology annotation, molecular function: RNA binding. Gene Ontology annotation, cellular component: catalytic step 2 spliceosome; precatalytic spliceosome. Gene Ontology annotation, biological process: mRNA splice site recognition; regulation of alternative mRNA splicing, via spliceosome; alternative mRNA splicing, via spliceosome.